This is a messenger RNA of Pocillopora meandrina, 564 nucleotides long. NCBI's taxonomy places the organism in Eukaryota, Metazoa, Cnidaria, Anthozoa, Scleractinia, Pocilloporidae. The record is from the annotation of a GenBank genome assembly.
GAGAGUAUUGGAACUGACUCAAUCUUUCCUCGCUCGUUUCUGAAUGGUUUUCCAGAAGGCAUUUGGUGGUCAUUUGUUACCAUGAGUACAGUGGGGUAAGACCAUUCGUUACGAAGGACGCGAAUAAAUGCCGAUUUACACUCCCAAGGAAACUUUGAAAGGAAGAAAUUAAUGUUUGUUAAAUGAAGAUUAGAAGAUUUUUCUGAAAUAUUUGACCUCAAAAAGCAACGAGUAUUCAUUGAUUAGUAAAAAGCUGAAAAAUUAUUGCUACGUUAGUUACGGAAAGGAUUUGUGUUUGUUAACCUUUUUCGAGUUCUUUCCACCUUCGUGUCGCAUUGUGUGAUAUAUGCUGUAAAAAUCAGACUCCUUUGCACGCAUUGCGUGCCGAACUCUUCCUCUUGACACAGGUACGGUGACCGGAUUCCUUUGACAUACAGUGGCCGACUGUUGACUAUCAUUUGGAUGUUAUCAGGAACAGUUUUUUUUACGUUGCUGGUCAGUUAUAUCAGCAGUGGACUGACUAUAGCUUCGUUAGACAGCAACAUUAAACUUUAUGGAUGUAAG